GCACAACAUAAAUUACGCAAGUUACAAAGGGACUAGGGUUUGUUUACAUCGUAUUUCAAAUGGCUUGUCCCUCUUAUUCUCAUCCAUAAAAAUAUGUACAUUAUAAGUUCAUAUAAUGUUAUAGGACUAAUUCUUGAAUUAGUAGUGUUGUUCACGAAUUCCGUCAAUUAUCGAUUGUAAUGUUGGAGAAUUUCAGCGUGCUUUAUUAUUGCUUCAAAGAUUAUUUCAAAUGAACCGAUAUCAAUAAAUCUAUUUUUAGCUAUCAAGCUGUGGUGUCGUUUCAGUCAUUUCUCGACUCACUAAGAGAUCAGUGAAUGUUGCAUCUUUUGUAUUGUGAAAGAUAGUUUUAAAACUUAUUUCACCAUCUACUACUUAAUUAUAGUCUUGAUGACAUGAACUUUGGAGUGGAGGUCAGCAAUGUGGACAACUUCUACCCAACUUCCACCUCACGCAAUGAGAGCUUGCUUAUUUAAAAUUAUUAAUUCAAUCUUUGCUCUGAAUUAAAAAAAUCCGGAAUUCAAAGCAUUGGUGUUGUUGUUAAAUACACAAGCCUUGGUGAAGUUAGUGGAUACAAGCAUUGGUAUUGCAUAGUUAGUGGAUACAAGCAUUGUGUAAUUAGUGGAUAGGAGCAGUGGUAUAGUCAGUCACAGUCAGUGGAUACAAGCAUUUGUGUAGUUAGUGGAUGCAAACAUUGGUGUGUAGUAAGUGAAAGUGGAUACAAGUAUUUUACUCUGCUGAAAAUAAAUGGUUUUAGGGAUAAAAGAUGUUUUGUUCAACCAAACAAAUAAUUUUAAACAAUAUUUUAUCUUGAAUUUAAUUAUUAUUAAUACUGCUUUGAAGUGGCUAAAGUUGCCAUGUUUGGUUACAUGCUUUAUUAAUUUUUGAAAAUUUCUAACACUUUUCAGCACAGAGAUGGAACAAGGCAUGCUUAUGCUUUUAAUAUUCCUGUCUUUUGCAGGAGCCUAUGGGGAGUAAGUAUUAUCAAUUGGAAUAAAGCCCCCCCCCCACACAUGACAAGAAAUAUAUAUGAUUGAUCAAAUAAAUAAUACAAUUUACCAGUAAUAGGAUAACCUGCUCAAUGAGCUAAAGGGAGACCAAUCCAUUUUUAUGUAGCCACAAUUUUGUUUUUUUAGAGAGUAAUCAUUUUAAUUGAGAUGUGUUGUUUUUAAAAGAUAAAUAAAUAAAUUAUGUAUGCAAUGUGGACACUUCAUAAUAAAAAUAUUGAUGUUGGUACACCUUCAGUAUAUUCACAUAAUUAUGUAAGCUUUGAGCACUAGGAGUCCAUAUAUUUAAAAAAUAAAAUUGCAAUUUCAGAGUUAUGAAGAAGAGCAAAAACAAUUCUUUUUAUGGCCUAAAAUAAAAUAUUUAAAUAAUUAUAAAUACAACUAAUACUACUUUAAAACCUUCAUGGUGGAGGGGAAGAGAAGAUCCUCACAGUGCUGUAUAGUCGGUUUUUGAGGAUAAGGAACCUUAACUAAAAUAACAUUUUAUAAAAAAUUUGGUUUAAUUUUUUUUAAAAAAGAAGCAAUUUGCAAAGAGAAUCAAGGAUAGUUUAUAAUACAAAAUAUCCUUUUUUUUUAAAGACAUGUCAAUUUGAUUAAAAGAACUAAAAUAAUAUUCCAUUUCCUUAAAAUAGUUUUUGAGGAACUGAUCACUAUUCAUUCAUCUGCCAUAAGCUACUUGCUUCAAAAUUAUACACAAUUUUUCCCCUACUAAGAUUGAUAUAAAAAGUUAAUGAAAAAUAAAAAUUGUUUACCCAGAACUGGAACUUAUUUCAUCACUGCCCCACAAACAAUUUACCGUGGGGGCAUCUUUGACAUAAGCAUUGACAUUCUUAAGGACAACGUGAGUGUGCCAGUGGAGGCUUCACUACAGGAUUCGGUUUACAACUCAGUGCAUAAUCGUUAUGAUGUUGUCACAUUGCAAACAAUGAAAGGCAAUUUUAUAAAAGGUAAAGUCAUUGAAUAAUUACAAUUUUAAUGGUUGUCAGUUUUUUGGGAAUACUAAAUGUUGAGCCUGGCAUGAACAAAAAUAUGUAUUUAUCAUAGCACAAAUAAUCUGGUAUCUAGGCUUUAUACACAAGAAAAUUCUAAAAAGUAAAUUGGAGGCAUCAUGUGCACCCUCAUCCAUUUAAAUUCUGGUAAACAUACAUGAAAUGCAUUUUAAUGUCAGAAAGUUUCUGUUGUCCAAUUAGUUUUUCAAUUCCAUAGCAAGAUUAAAGUAAUUUAUCAAGUGAUACAAUUUUAAGGCUUGUUAAAUUGUUUCUAUCCAUUUUGUUUUUCAUGAAGGUGUGACUGGAACUCUUUCAUUUGCGGUAAGUUUCAAAUUAAUAUAUCCAUAGGGGGUUCUAAAGACUUAUGUAAAAAGGAAUACACAAAUUUGUUAAACUGUAUCAUCUAGGUUUAUGAUAAAAAUGAAUAUAUUAGCUACAACAAGUAUGUAAUUUAAGAAUACUGAAGACCAUCUUCUAUGAAAAAUAAAAUUUAUUAAUAAGCAGGCUAUUGUAAAUUUUAUUUUUAUUGGUCCAAAUUAUAAUUAAAUAUCAAUAUUAUUAUAUUAAUCGAGAAAUAUUUCAAGAUUUUUUAUUUUCUUCUUUGAUAUAAAAACAUUGCUUAACUCUUUACUUUUAAAUGGACAUGAUAUAAUCUUAAAAGAAAAAUAUUUUGUUCCUGAAUUGUAUGGCUAAGAAUUUAAAAAAAAAAAGUUUUCACCUCUGGAAACCCAUUAAAUUUUAUUUUUAAAAAUUAUCUAUUUCAAAGAUUGAUGCUAACAUCACUUGCAAUACCUGUAGCCUGAGGCUUAAAGGUCAAGGCCCUUUACAGUUUGAGGCAAGCACAACACUGCAACUAAGUUAUAGAUCAGUGUCUAUUUUAAUCCAAACAGACAAAGCUAUCUAUAAACCUACAGAGACAGGUAAGCAUUAUUAUAAUGAGAUUAAUAAAUUAUAUUACUGCCUUACAAAAUAUUUAUUGAACAUGAGGCACUACUAAUCCUAUAACAAAUUAUUAACCCAUCUGACAAAUUUGAUGGGCUCUAAUAACAGGAAAAUUGGAAACAGUUUAACUAAUACUUUUUCUUUAGUUGAUGGGGUUUCUUCCAAUCUAUUCAUUUUAGUCAUUGUAAAUUAUAUAUAUAAUCACUUUCUUAGAUGGAUAAAUUCACUUGAGGAUGAAUUGUGAAGUUUGUUAUCCUAAAGUGUGCUCUCUAACUUCCACUUUUAAGAAACCUUGUGUUAUAUAACUUAUGCAAUGAAUAAUUCCCAUCUUUAUUUUUCAUUUGAAAUAACCAUUGAAAUUAUUCUAUGUAUUGAUUCAUUUAUUUUCAUAUGAAUUAUAGACCAAUACAUUUUUCUAUUAUUCCCUACAGUUCAUUGUAUUCAAAAAAUUGAAAAUAAUUUUAAAUAAUUUGAUCCUUAAGAAGGUUCAUAACAAAAUAAAAAUUUCAUCCAAAAUUGAAAUCUAGUAGCUUCAAUAUUAAUUUUUGGUAAAAAAUGUGUAAAUAAUUCAUUUAAAAAAAAAAAAAUUGAUUAAGUUGUAAAAUUAAAAAUUAUGUAAAGAAAUAACAUAAUAACCAACUCAAUAAUUAAAUUUUGGCCUACUUCACAGAAUUACAAUAUUUUGAAAGCAUUUAAAUGUUAAAUUUAUUACAAGCCGUAAAAAAAUUGCAAUCUUUAAAAGACUUCAUUAUGAGAUCUACUAUCUCUCAAAUACUUUUCUAAAUUAUAUUUUGGUAUAAUAUAGGCCCAUUUAGAAAAUGUGCUGUUAAUUAUAAGAUUACUAAUGGGGGACUUGUAUAAAAUUUGUACCCAAUUACAAAAAUAAUCCCCUAGUUUGUUGUGUUGUAAUAUUUUAUGUAGGUAUUUAUGGUCUACCCUAUCAAAGACUUUUUCUUGGUCUAGAGAUAAUAUGCAAGUUUGGAUGUUUUUGUCAUUUGAAUAUUGAAUAAGGUCUCUAAUGAAAUGAUUGUGGUUCUGGAUGUCACUACCUUUGAUGCUGCAUUGUUGGUUUAUAUGUAUUUUUUAAAGACAUUAAAAUUGACAGAUCAGUUAGACAAGGGUGUCCCCUAUCCCCUUACCUUUAUAUCCUAUCCUUUCAACCCUUGUUAGAGAGAAUUUGAAAGGAGGAGAGUAUUAAAGGAGUAAGGAUCCCUGGGGGUAAUGAAACGAAAGUCAUUGCAUAUGCAGAUGACACACGUUUUUUUCCUAUUGAUGAUAAGUCUAUUUCAAAAAUAAUAUCAAUAUUUCAAGAAUUUGGAAGAGGUAGUGGGUCUAAAAUAAACAUAACUAAAUCUGAAAUUAUAGGGAUAGGUAGGUGGAAAGAUAGACUAGAUUUCCCUUUAGAAAUCGUAAGGAAAGAUAGUCUUAGGAUAUAUGGCAUUUAUUUUUCAAACAAACAGACUCAAACUAACACAGAAACAUGGCAAAACAUUGAACAGUUAAUAAAAAACAUAAUUGACAGACAUAAAUACACAGCACACACAAUUUUUGGCGGAGCACAAUCAUAAACACAUAUGUAAUUCCUAAAACAAUAUACACAAGGAACACAUGGGGACCUCCACCAGCCAUUUUAAGAAAAAUCAACUUACACAUCAAGAAUUAGAUAUUUCAAGGAACAAUACAAAACAUUAAAAAUACAACAUUAAUCCAAUCUAAAAUAGAAGGGGGGAUUAAUUUACAAGACAUACAAACAAAACUAGAAGCACUUAGAAUCAAAGUUAUAGGACAAGCCAUUAGAAAGAACGAGGAAAAUUUAUUUACACAUUAUUACAUUGGGAUAAGGCUAGGACAGUUAAAAAAAAUUGAUAACAACACACCCCAUUACAUGGGAAGAAAACAAUCGGAUUUUCAUAUGGCAUGCAUUCAAGCAUUAAAAGGCAACGAAACACUUAUACACAAGACAAACUAAAGAAAUUUACACACAUUUAAUAAAGAAAAAAGCAACACCACUCUACAAUAGGAUAAAAUGGACACAUGUUUAUGGAACAAUAAACACUAAGAAUACAUUUAAAAAUACACACAUUAAAGAAAUCGAAAAUAAAGACAAAGAAAUAACAUAUAGACUCAUAUACAACAGGACACCAGUAUCAUCAAGACCAUACAAGGACAGGGUUAGGUACAUGGAAUGUCCACUCUGCAGGACAGGGGCUGAUGAGACAGAACAACAUUUAUAUCUGACAUGCAACACAAUAUUACAGACUAAAUCUACACUUAAACAAAUCAUACAAACAGGUACAGUUCACCCAGUAGAUAUAGACAGAGCUAUAACACUAAACACAAUACCAGAAUCCAUAAACAAGAAACAACACACAAUAAGUCUAAUAUUACUUUCACAUUACAGAAAACAUGUAUGGCACCACAGACUUAAGGCUUUCUUCCACAAACAGAAUUACACAAACAUUACAUUAGAAAAACUUUUUCGAUUUAAAAUACAAAACAUAAUUCAAAACACAAGUUAAGAAAAUAUAAUAACAAAAUAAUACAUUCCUUGUUUAUAAUUCCAAUUCAUUUAUAGAUAAUGUUAAAAAAUUAGUAAUUGGCAUAAAUUUUAAUUUAUUUCACACCAUUAUAAUGUAAAAAUUUUGUUCAGUUAAAACUUCAGAAAAUUUGCCUGUAAUUAUUUCAGUUUUACUCUGUUUAUGUAUUGAAUGAUUUUGAUUAUUAAAAAAAAAAAAAAAAAAAAGGUGGAUUGUAGCGGACAUUGACAGUCAUAAGACAAACGGACAUAAAUACGUUAUAAAAAGAAAAAAAAAUGGAUUAUAAAUUUAUAUGUCCACAUGUCUGUGAUCCUUACAUUAAGGAUAUGUUGUAAAUGAAAAGUGUAUUGUUAUAGUUCAUCAUGCAUUCCACCAUUUAUCUCAAUUAAAUUAAUUAAAUAGUUUACAAUGAAAUCGUGCAUCCAAAUUGUCCAUGACUAAAUAAGCGUAUCGAUAAUUACAUUAUUUUUAGAUAAAAAUUAGAACAUCGUUAAUAUUAGAUCUAAUAAAUGAACAUGUAGACUAUCACUAAAAAAAAAAAAAAAAAAAAAAAAUGUAGACUAUAAAUAAAAAAAAAAAAAAAAAAAAAAAAAUAUAGGCUCAUUUGUUAUUUGUCAAGGUAAAAUAUUAACUAACUUGCCUUUAUUUAUUCAACAGUACGAUUUAGGGCACUGGCUGUUUUUCCUGACCUUAGUCUGUAUGCAGGAAAAUUUAAUGUUCACAUUCUGGUAAAUUUUGUCUAUUAAAUAGUAAUUUACAUGCCAAGUAUUUGAUAGCAUUAAGCCAGAUUAAUUAAGUCCAUUAAUUAUUUCAAUAAUGUUUAGGCAAUUUUUUUUAACCCCUCCCUCCUUUUUGACAACAACUUUCAAAGUUUUAUGUAACCCUCUAAUUAAUUAUGUCAAAAAUUGUAUACCCCCCAUAAAAACAUUAAAAAAAAAUAAACAUAGAUAUUUUUGAAAGGAUGUGAUAUAGAAAUGGGUGAGGAACAACAAAAUUAUUUAGAUUUUUUAAACUUCUUAAAUAAAUUUUUAUUUGUAAUAAAUAGAAUCUAUGACUAAAGUCCAUUUUAUAAUUCAUGUUUAUUAAAUAAUUAAUAAGGUCCAAAUAUAUUCUUGUCAGUAAAUAUUGUUAGUUUUUUUCAUCUUCACAUUAAUCAGCCACAUGUUUCUCUUUUGCAAAAGCGCAAAGCAACUACUGAAUUUAUAAUUUCCAUAACAAUAUUAUUAUGAAACUUGCUGAUGUCAUCCUUGACUAGUCUAACCUUAUAAAUGCUUCAAAUAGCAGCAUUUUCUUUGUGUGCAAUAAUUUCCAUCACCUCUGCCUGUCUUUUGGCAACCACUCAAAUUGGCUCAAAUCUUUUAACAUUUUUCUUAUGUUGGAGCAGAUGGUAAUUUUUUUCGGCACAAUAUUGGUGCUGGUCUGACCAUUCGCAAUUUGAAGAAUUUUGAUAAACACUAAAAAUAAAUAAAUAUUUUGCAACAAUCAUCUAGGCAAUGAUUUAUAUUUAUUUUUAUAUAUCAGAGAAAAAAUUAUUGUUCAUGUCAUUUUAUCCCCCCACCCCCCCUCAACAAUUGUUAAACAUUUUCCAUCCACACUCCUCUAUUUUGUUAACAUUACUAAAGGAUGACUCCUUAAAUCUGUUACUUUCUGCUAAUUUACAAAAAAAUAAUUAAAUAUGCCAUAAAAGUUUAAACAAAUUUUUUUUAGGACCCAAGUGGCAACAAAAUUAAGAUUCUCAAAGGUUUGCAAGGGUUAUCAGGGGUUGUUGAAGAUAACAUUGUACUGAGUGACCAACCCCAAUUCGGUACAUGGAGUAUUAGUGCAUUUCUUGAGGUAUUUGUCACCAUAGAAUUAAAAAAAAAAAUAUUUUAUCAAUGUCACAGACAAUUUGAUAUGGUUGUGAAAAAGUUAACAAUGGAAGAAUACUCAAUCAAAGUUUUCUGCUCAAAUAAAGUAUUGGAAGGGUAUGGUAUGGAAUAAUUUUUGAGAAAUAGAGGCGAUCAAGAGGGAAAAUAAAACUCAUUUCUUUAUAUAUCGCUUAGAUUAAAUCAGUGACUGGGUUUAAUCUUUUCAUUGAAAAUGAUUGAAAUGUUUCUUUAUAUUUUUUCUCUAAAGGACUUCACAGACAUCGAGUCCCAGUCCUUUGAAGUAGCUGAGUAUGGUAAGUGAAAGAUUAUAGAAUACUGAUGUUUAUGCUACAUUUUAUUCUGCAUGUUUUAUUAUAAAAACAUCAGCUAUGAUGCAUGCCAACAUGUUUUACCAAAGUUCUUUUUGUUUUUCAAAAGAAACCCUUUCUUUCAUUGUUCAAACAGAUUUGCCAAGAUUUGAAGUGAUUGUUGAAUUACCUCCCUAUGGUUUGGUCGAAGACUCAGUCCUGACAGGAAAAGUUAAAGCUAAGUAGGUAGCAUUUGUUACAGAUGCUGCCUGCACUUGAAAAAUAAACUUGUAUUGGAUUUGGCCACUUCAUUUCCUCUAAUUUUCUGAGUCUGAGUGUGAAAGCAAUUUCAAAUUACUGAAAUAAAAUACUGCAAUGCCUUGCCAUAAACAUAAUUUUUGCAUAAUGUAGUUCUGACGAAAUAUAGUUCUAUUUUUUUUAAACAUUUAAGGAAAUAUUUUUUUCAAAUAAUAAUAUUUAAUUUUUGUUACAAAUUUGUAUUUAUUUUUCAUUGUUGUGAUAGUUUGCUUAGUCAUGUAUGUGGAAAGUUGAAGCACAAGCCCAGAAAGUAGAAAACACUGCUAAAGCAUGUAAGAGUGUUGGGUUGUGAUAAAGCUUUUAAUUAGAUCAAUGAGAGUUAAACAAUUUGUGUAAAUACAGGUUAAGCUUUAACUAAUCCUUCAUCACUACAACAAAAAGAAUUCAUAUAAUUAUAAAUUAAAGUUACAAUAUAUAUAUAUAUAUAUAUAUAUAUAUAUAUAGAUAUAUAAAUAGAUAUAUAUAUAUAUAUAUAUAUAUAUAUAUAUAUAUAUAUAUUAUAUGUAUUUUAUUUCAAAUUUAGUUUAUAAAAACAUACAAUUAGUGAAAUAUAUAUUUUUUAUUUUAUAUAUUUGUGUAAAUACAGUUUAAUCUUUAAAUAAUCUUUCCUCAAUAAAACAAAAAAAAUAUAUAUAAAUAUAAAAUAAAUUUACAAUAUAUAUAUAUAUAUAUAUAUAUAUAUAUAUAGAUAUAUAAAUAGAUAUAUAUAUAUAUAUAUAUAUAUAUAUAGGCCUAUAUAUAUUAUAUGUAUUUUACUUCAAAAUUAGUUCAUAAAAGCAUACAAUUAGUGAAACAUAUAUUUUUAAUUUUACAAAUGGAUGAAUUUUUCUGCUUGAUGGUGUUAGCCACUCAUGUAAUAAAUGUUACUGCAUAUUAAGAAGUUGUAAAGAAAAUAGACGAUUAUUGUAUUUGUGUAAACUGUAAACUAAUCUUUAGGAAUUGAAGCGUAACUUAAAUAACUAUUUGAAAAUUUAGUCAUGAUGUUUUUAAAACUCCCUAGGAAAAUUGAAAGUACAAAUACUCACUGAAGAACUUGCAUAUAAAUCUUUGUAGCAGAUGAUAAUUUUUAGACACCCUAUCUUUUUUUGUGUCAUCAACCUGAAAAACAUUGUAAAUAAAAUUGGCUGUUAUAGACUAUAUUUUUUACUUUAAGACAUAAAAUAAAGAAUGUGACAAAAUAAAUUUUCAAAUGUAUUUGCCCUCUGUCAUUUCAAUGAUCUUAAAUCUUUCUGUAUGAGCGUCUUUCCCUCAUUUAAUGAACUAAUGAUGUCAUAUCAUCUAACUACUUCCUUGUAUCUCCAUCUUUCAGGUACACAUUUGGUCAGCCUGUAGUAGGUAUGGUGGAACUUCAUGUUGGCCGAAAUGUUCAACUACGUCCAAAUGAAUGUGGAAGAAGUCAGGUCCAAACAACACAGAUUGCAUUUGAGGUGAUCAUUAAUUGAAUAAAGAAGAAUGGUCCUACAAUCAUAAAAUACAUUAAAAUUUUUAAAAAGAUACAAAUUAUUUAACAUUAAAAAAAAUAUUUUUUUCUAUACAGACUUAGUUAAAUCACUAAGUAUAAACAGAACUGUUUGGUGUCUUAUAAUUUGAUUAAUAUUAUGAUAACAUAUAACCCUAUUUGUCAGAACAGAUUUUUAAUGUUUCUUCAUUUGACAAAAAAGGAAGUUGUAGUCACCUUUAUACAAAGGACUCACACAAAAAAAUGUGUUUUAAAAACAUUAUUUAUAAUAGCUGGAAAAUUUUUAGCAGGACCGAAAGAGAAGAAAUUUCUAAUAAUAAUAAUGAACAUGGCAGAUAAACUUUUUCUCCCAUUACAUAUUAUGAAUGGCAAAAAAAAAUAUUUAAUUUGCUUUUCAGAUAAAUGGAGAGAGCUCAUUUACAAUUCCUAAAGAAGACAUCCAAAGGGUAGUUGGUAUUUAUGAUAACUCUGAGGCAAGGAUAACAGCAUUUGUAACUGAGGCAUCAACAGGUGAAUUUUCUUAAUUAAUAUGAGUCAUUACAAGCCAAAAAGUAGAAUUUGUGAUAAAGCUCCUUGUUUCUUUUGCUUAAAUAAUUACAUUCCACAAGAUAAAGUCAAUUUCAAACUCUCUGUUCUUUGCCGUUAAAUAUUUAUAUAUUUCUAAUUAAUUUUAUUUUGUCCAUAAAUAGUUUCAUUUUUAAACUUUUAAAUAUGUUUUAUAACUACUGUGUGAGGAUAAUUAAAAAUUUCAAAGUAAAACCAAAUGUGGAUAUACAUGAGAAAGAUAAGAGGAGUUGGUGCUAGUUAUUAUCUUCUUUUUAAGUUUUAAAAAUACAGUUUUGACUAACAUAUUAUUAUAAUAUACAAUGUAAAACAAUUCAUGUCACUAAAUGAGAAAAUGUCAGCCUAAUUUAUAUUUGCUCAUGAAGAUUCAAAUUCUACCUGUUUAUGUUUUUAAAUAAGUUUUAUUUUUGGUGUGCAGGUGUCAAGCUGAAUGGCAGCAGUGUAAUUAAAUUUUACCAGAACAAGUUCAGUGUCAAAUUUUUGGAUUCAACACCAAAUGUUUUCAAACCAGGACUACAGUACACUGCAUUUGUAAAAAAAAAAUUCUCUCUUUUAUUUAACAUUUCUCUAACUUCACUAAAUUGUAAACUUGGUGUCCCUAUUUUUAGUAGGAUUUUCUUAUAAUUCCUUAAAGUGUAUGCUUUUUAAAUCAAAAGUACUCUUUUUUAUGACAAUCGUAUAGAAAAAAAAAGAUGACAGACUAGUCAUGUCUAAAUAGUAGCAAUAUAUUGUUUAAAUACUUAUAAAUAGAAAAGUGAAAUAUUGAUUUAAAAACUUAGUUAAAAAUCUUAAAUCUGCAAAAUGAUGGGUAAAGGAAAGCCUUUAGAACAACUUAAUACAUUUGCAUUAAAUAACCACUAAAUAAUUUGGUUGAAAAAACCCAUUGAACUGGAAUACAAUGCUGUUAUGAGUAAUGUUUAUGGAUAUCAUAAUUUUGUCCUUAUUUUAUCAUAGGUCCAGGUGUCAAGUCCUGACAACAUGCCCCCCACAGAAGGCAACAAUGUCAUUUCUGCCUACACCUUAGUCAACUACCAGCAAAAGCUCCCAGAUCAAAGUCUGUAUGGAACACAUAUCUUCACAGGAUCAUAUCCGCUUUUAGGACAAAACUUGACACUCCCAGCAAAUGGAGUAUUACCAAUAGAUAUUGAUAUCCCAAAAAAUGCAACAUCAAUUACAAUUAAGGUAAAUUAUUUUUAUAGAAAUUAAACAGAAAUUUCAUUUUACUGGCACAAAAGUUAGUCAUAAAAUGCCCUUUAGCAAACAUUUUUUGAAAGAGGAAUUUGAUAAAAUGCACUAUAAUGAAUUAAUAUACUAUAUCAAUUUAAUCUUGAUAGAGUAAACUGUUUUUUUUCCCCCAUUUACUUUGAUUUGUUUCCUUUGGUGGUGAAUAAAUUAAUCAUCUGAAAAAUCUUAAAUAAGUUGUGCCAUGUAAGUUUAUUCGGUUUUUAUGUUGGUUUUAGUUUUUAGAAGCACUACACUCACAUCUUAUUAAUUAAUAAAUUACAUUUAAUCUGCUUACACCAUUCUUGAUUUUCUGUUUGAGUGAUCCCUAUUUAAUCUACCUUAAUUGAAGCUCUACAUGUUAUUUUUUCUUGGAUUUCAUUUAUUUCAUUUUUUAAAUAAUCUCUGAUCAGGUAACUUUUGGCUCCAUUUCUGACACUAGAACAGUGGAGAAAACAUACUCAAAAAGUGAAAACUACAUCCAAGCUUCACUAUUAGAAAAAAAUAUCAAGGUAAACAUAACAUAUUUCAUUCUUGUUAAAAUAACUAAAAACUAUUUAUAAACAAAUAUAUUUAUUAUUAUAAUUAAAUUUAAAAUAACUGAAAAAUAAACUCUACUUGUAUUUAUUGUUUUUGAGUAACAAAUUUAAAAUGGACAUUUUCUAUUUUAAUAAUGUGUUGUUUUUGUUUAGUUAUUUGUGGUGCUGAUUGUAAUAGUAUAAUAAGAUACCAACUCAAGUCUGUGGUCCGUGUAACAGCUAACCUUUAUUUACAAUUCCCUAUUCUUUUUAUACCCCACUUAACAUGAUCACUCCCUCCAGUUCUCCAAACAUUAUUCACACAUUUAAGUUCAAAUAUUAAUACAACACAGGACAAUCAGGUAACAAAAUUUAAUCAAUACCUAAAAGAAUAAUCAUCAGUCAUAUAUACUGUCACUCUGAGCAUUGGAAAUCUGAAUGAACAUUCUACUUUAUUACGCAAUUUUAGUUGUAUGAAAUUCUUAAAAUCUAUCAAGCAAUUUUUUUACUGGAAUAAAUGAAAUUCUUGUGUUUGAAAAAAAUGGGAAGAAAAAGGCAAAUUAAAGUAUAUGACAGAGAUUUAACAGUUCAUUAGGAACAUUUUUAAAAUUUUAAGUAAGGAUUUAGAAAAAAAAGCAAUGAAACAUUAUUUUGUCCAAAUAGUUGUCACUUUAUAGUUGUCCCCAACUGUCAGUCGAUCUCAACCUUUAGCUUCAUAUAAUUUAUUGACAAAACGAUACCAUAUUUUAAAUAAUGUUUUAAAGAAAUAUUGAUAAAGUUUGAUGUUUAAUUGAGCUGUGCAUAAAAAUGGUUAUCUUUGUGCUGAAAAUGUCUUUAUAAUAGAAACAUUAUUAUUAAAAAAUUUAAAUUGAAACAAUUUUAAAAUCUACAAUAAAUAUUCAGUUUAUUAAUUAAAAUUUGUGCUUCAUAUAAUUUCUGAUGAAAAAAAUAAAUCUUUAAAUAAAAUAAUAGACAAGAGAUGACACAUUUCUAAAUAUUAUUUGUAAACCUUUUUUCCCUUAACAGUCAGGUAAUGAUGUGACAGUUCGAGUUGUUGGCACUGAGCCUUUAAAUAAAUUGACUUAUCAGGUAACAUUCAUUACUUCAGGAUUUAUUAAAUAAAAAUUUUAAUUUACCUAAUGAUUCUAAAAAGUGAACAUUUAGUUACAUUAUAUUGCCUCAUGUGAAAUUAAUUUUUUUUAGGUUCUGUCCCGAGGUUCAGUUGUGGCUACUGCAAUGUUGGAUGGGAAUGGGAAAAGGGACUUUACAUUCAAACUUCUAGUUACCCCUUCAAUGGCUCCAACAGCCCGUCUUGUGAUUUACUAUGACAGGAGUGAGGAUGAAAUUGUGGUUGACAGUCUAGUAUUUAAUGUGGCGGGUCUCUUUGAAAAUAAGGUUUGUUUUUAAAAAAUAUUACAAUAAAGUAAAUGAUUUAUGAAAAUAUCAACCAAGUUAAGUGGUUAUUUUUAAUCAUAUGAAAAUUCUUAUCUAUAUCUAUCCAUUUAAUAUUUUGUUAAGAGCAGCCCCUAAUCUUAAAAAAAAGUUGCAAAAACUAUGACCAUUUGAUUCCAAAAUCUAAAAAAAUGUUUUCAUUACAAAAGUUUUACGUAUAAUGAACUGAUAUUCUUACAUUGCUUCAGAUGUUGAUAGACUUAGAGGACAUUAACAUUAAUAAAUUAAGAUAUUAUGUAUUUAAUAAUCUCUUUAACUCACAAAUUAAUACAAGUUGAUAUAAUUUGUUUUUAAAAAUGCCCAUUUUAAUUUAAGAAAAUAUUAGCUUCUUAUUGUUUUCACCUCUGGGGUGUGACCUCAUUUAAACCAAUGCCAUUUGUCCCCAGGUGUCAAUCAAUUUUAAUGUCAAUGAGACAAAGCCAGGUGAAAGUGUAGAUGUGAUUUUGACUGCUGACCCUGACUCUCAAGUUCACAUCCUGGCUGUUGAUCAGAGUGUAUUGCUGCUCAAGUCAGGAAAUGAUAUCACACCAGACAAGGUGAAUGUUUUUUUAACAUUUGAUCAUAAGAGUCUUAACAAUAACAUGGGGCUUGCAAGAUGAAAUUAUAUCUCAACAAAAUACAAUUUUGAUUUUUAUACCUCACAAACCACAUAACAAGCAUUAGCAAUGCUCAGCUAAUUGUAACUCUCUUCCCUCUUUGAAUCUAUGCAUUUUACUGUCACCUCAAUCUGCUUUAAUAAUCACAUGACAUUAAAUUUACAAACCUUUAAGUGAACUUUUCUAUUAAUGCAUGCUUUGAGUGACCGAUUGUGGAAAAAUAUCUUGCUCAUCAUACAUUAAUUGAAACAUUAUAUUAUAUUUUAGGUCAACGAUGCCAUGUCAGAUUUUGAUUCCGGCUCAAAACCCAAAAACUCUGAGUAUGCCCUUUCUUCUAGUGCAAAAUCUGCACAUGAUGUAUUUUAUGUAAGUAGCCUCUAAAGCAGGUUUCAAUUUUUUCUUUAAAUUGCUGAGAAUUCAGCCUUUUUAUUUUCAGUUAAAAAAUGAUAAUUAAUUUUUUAUAUAUAUUCACAGAUAAUAAAAUUGGGUUCUCAGUUCCAAAAAUAAUCUAUUAGCUUAGCAUUUGUAUCAGCCCAAUCAUAAUAAAACGCUUUAAUUUCUUGCUAAAUCAAGUAAAGUUGUUCAUUUUCUUUUCUUUAAAAUGCUCAUGUUUAUUUAUAGAAGACUGAGAGAAAUUGAGUGAGAUCUGUGAGAGAGAAAAUAAUUUUAUAAGGUUGGAUGAGAUGAGUGAUGAGUUCUUUUUCAAUUAUAAUUAAUCAAUUAAUCAAAUACAUUAAAAAUCAAAUUUAAUAUAAAAUACUCAUUUUUAAACUUUAGAACAUAGGCCUCAAGACACUUACAGAUGUGACACUGACUGCUCCUCAAACAUAUCAAAGGCCUCAGAUUGGUAAAAAAUUCUAAAAACCUAUGAUUAUUUAAUAUUAUUCAUCCAAAGUAAACUUAUAUACAGAAAUAUUCUAUAUAUUUACAUACACCUAAUGUAAAAUAGCAUUGUCUAAGUAAAAUGCAUUGAUAUCAAUCAUCAUCUAGAAGCACAAAUGACUUGAAAAAACAUAAGAAGUCAACAUCCUGGGAUAAAAUGCAUACCAGUUUAAGCAGUAAAAUAUGAUCAUAAAAGAAAGCAAAGCCAUGAGACUCACUAUUAUUGUCUAUUAUUAUUACAUAAAAAAUACAUUACAGGGGGAACUGGGUGGAGCAUUUAAUUAUAUACAAGUGAAGAAGUUUUAUCUUAAAUGAAACAUUUAUUAUAGCCAGAAAUUCUGGGAAGCUCAUUGCACAUGUGAGUGUAGCACCAUCAGUGAUAUAUGGGGACUCUCAUAUGUAUGGCAAAGGCUGGCUUGUAGGCUUGAGAACAUAGUGUUGACCACUUUAUUUAUUGCAGUGUCAUUUAUUAGCAAGCUUCCUUGAAAAUCUCUUUCAUUCUAUUUAGGGAAUGUGGUAAAAGUUUAAACAGCUCUGACUUAAGUAAUAUUUUUUGAAAAUGACAAAAUACAAAAUAAUAAUCACACAUUGUUUCACACAGCACAUUGUUUUGUAUUGUAGUGACUUCACAACAUGUAUCAGCUACAAAGCAUAAAAGCGUAACGACACUACUCAAUAAAACAAUGGGGCUUGUGAAACAAGGCAUAAUUAAUAUUUUUUACUUUGUUAUUUUCAUCACAUUUGCCUUCAUGUUGAAUUUAAAUCUUCUAUCAGUUUCAAAAUUGAAAUAUUUCAGAGUUGCUUCCUAAUCUCAUCCCAUUUUCUAAAGUAUUAAAGUCCUAUUCAUAAUUCUUUGAGAUUUUUUGUGGAGAAAAAUUAUUUUACUAAGUACAGUAUUAAAAUAUUUAAACAAUAUUAAUUGAAACUUAACAAACCAAACUAUUCAGGACUAAGAGGCCCAAUGGGUUCUUCAAACUUUUUGAGGUCAGGCAUGGAACGAACUAAAGUUGCCUUUGAUGAUGUACACCUAAUGUAUUUUUCUGCUGAGUAUGAUAUGGAUAUGUCUGAACAGCUUCAAGUUGUCAAAAGUUUCAGAAAUGUCUUCCCAGAAGCUUGGCUUUGGAAGAGCACUGAGAUUGGGUAUGGUGAAAACAAUGAUACAAAGUUUUACCUACCAGGAACAAGCAGUGAUAUUUUGGCUUUAGCAUGAACCCAGAAAGAAUUUCUUCUUUUUACAAGUUCUGUGGAUAAGUAAAGUGCAUGCAACAGUUUCAUUAUCUGUAAUUAAUGAAGGAUUCCAAAAUAUUUUAUGUGAGGAAAACUUCAAGGUAUUAGCAAUUGAAUAAUUUAUUUAUGAAUCCCAAAUGCAGGAAAACCAUUAAACAUAAUGAGUGACAUAAUUUAAAAACUUUGACAAAGAAAAUAGGAAAAAUAAUGCAUCUUUUAAAAAAAAUUUCCUUUAGAGAAAGAGUUUCAACAAAUUAAGUUCAAAUUCAUUUAAAUAUGUAAUAUGAAUAUAAAAAUAGUCCUUUUAUCUGAUCAUGACAGAUUUAACUAAUAACUAAUUUAAUUAUUGAUUUUUUCAAUUAAAUUUUAUUUAUUUAUACUUUUGUGUGUGUAUUUUCAAGGUAUCCUAUUUAAGCCUUUAAAUAAAUGAAUGACAUGUUUCUAUUUCUAAUAUGUCUUUCUCAAUUUAAAAUAUUUAUUAACUUUCUUGUGGCUAUGCAAAUUGCCAAAAAUUUUUUAUAGAUGGAUUAAAAUAUCAUAAUACCCUAUAAGAAAAUUUUGGAUAACUCACAUGGUACCUACACCAACAGUUUUCUGUUUUCUAACUUCUGACUAUAAUAAUCUGAGGUAAUGCAAUUUACUGUAUUUUAAUGUCCACUAUAAUGAAAAUUAGAAGGAAAAAAGUUCAAUUAGAUACAGAUAAGAGGUGUUAAAAAUUAUUUUUAGAGGACAGCAUAUAUUUUUUUGGCAUGCCCAGAAUGUUUGCAAAGCCCUGCAUGUAAAUGGAUGUAUGUCUUUUUCAAAUUAGUGAAAUGUGCUACACAACAUGUGAAGCAUUUUUUUCAAUUAAAAUCAGACUUUAAAUUAAUAACCCUUAAUAAAUUUUUUCCAUCUACAACUUCAAAGAAUCUAUUAGGAAAAUUCCUCUGACGGCAAUCAAGGUUAUUCUCACAAUAAUUAAAUUACUCUUUACAGUUAAUUUAUUAUAUUUUUUUUAUUAGAUGCACUUUCAUAUUAUUCACCUGCUGCACAAGGACUUCAAAUGUCACCACCCAAUGAAAUGGCCAUGGAUUCUCAGUCUAUGAAAAUGGGCCUUUCUGAAUUAGAUAGUCAAUCAGCACCCUUGAUGGAAAUCAGCCAAGUCCGGAAAGUCUUUCCAGAGGCUUGGUUGUGGGUGACUGCUUCCUUAGGGUAAAGGGAUUUUGGUCCAUUAUCUUAGUAUUACAGUCAUACUUGUAUAUUAAUUGGUGGAUGCAUUUUAUAGUUAUAAAGUUAGAGGGAAACAACUAAACAAUUUGAAAUGUGUAUUUUCACUUUUAAAAGAAACUUUAACAAAUGUUGGUUGAUAAUUUUGUAAAAUGUAAAUUUUAAAUUAUUUUUGGAGUGGGAUGGUGUGAUGAGUGGACUGAUAAAAGUUGUGAAAUAUCAAAUUAAUUUUGAAAUUGAAUGCCAUUAUUAAAUAUAGAAUUUGUUAAAUUAGAAAUAGCAUUGUCUUUCAAUUUAUAAAUAAUAUAUUGGGGACCACUUAGUAAAAAAUUGUGUCACAAAAUAAUAAAGGCACUGAAAUAGACAUAUCAGUAUUAAGCUAUUCACCACUUAUUUGAAUAAAAUAAAGCCUUAUUAGGGUAUGCAACCAAUAAGCCUUGAAAGCACUGGUCUAAAAAAAAGGAAUAGAAUUAUAAACUAAGUCAUCCUAGUCUCAGAUCGAUAUGAAUAAUUUUUCAUUAAAUAAAUAUUUAAGAGUCUGUAGUUUCCUGAUUUCUCUCCCUUCAUCCACAUCAAAAUUAUUUUCAAUCAUUUGAUUUCUUUGCAUGGUUAGCAUGCAUGUACCUAGGCAAAAAACAUUGAAUAUUUGUUGUUCUUUGCAUGAUAUUUGCAAUGCAUGUCUGACUUUUUUAAAUUUCAUGUUUAAAUAAUUGCAAUGGAUUGUGUUUAGAUUUAUUUAUUUCAAGAAAGCUAUUAUAUUCAUUUUAGAAAAAAAAUAUUUGGACCUUAGAAAAAUUUACUUGUACAGUAAAUCCCCUUAAUAAGAAGUCUGUUACUUAUGUUUUAAAAUAUUUUAUUAGUUAAUUAUCUUAAAAUAUAUUAGGCGUGACCCAUGUUGUGUCUGAACACUGAAAGUUUCCUCAUUUAAAUAUGAAAUGUCCUAUUAAAAACAAAAUUGUAACUUAAUUUAACUACCAAAUAGAUGCUUAUAUAAGUAACAUUAUAAUGCUUUUGAAAAUUAAAAUUAAUUUAACAUUAUUUUUAUAUAUUUUAAAUAUAUGUUUAUUUUGUAAUUUGAAUUAUCUUCACCACAGCCCUGAUGGCAAGGCUAUUCUCAAGACAACUGCUCCAGAUACUAUUACAUCCUGGGUGGCCAGUGCUUUUUCUACCAGUCUGACAUCAGGACUUGGUGUUGCCCCUUUUACAUCGUUGGUAAAAAAAAUGGAACAAAGCUUUUAAACAUUGAAAUUUCCAAUCGUUCAUUUGCAGUGUCUGAUACAAUUACAUUUCCUUGUUACUACUUUCUAUGUGUCAAACCAUAAUUUGAAUUAGAAUCUAAGAAUAGAAAUUUAUCAUCAGUAAAGCUACAUCAAUUCUUGUUAAUUUUUAAAAUCUCAUUUCUAUUUAUACUAAUACAGUUAUAAAUCUUUAUUCUAGUAAAAAGAAUUUUAUUAAAAUGAAAAAAAAAACCCAGCUAAUCAUUCCCAUCAGGCUCUGUUGCAGAGAAAACUCCAGUCACAUGUCAUAACUGUAAGACAUCAAACUAGUGCUAAAAAUAUAUAUUUAUUUGGCAUGUUACUGGAGAAGAAUUGAAUGGUUUAUAACUGUUAGUCAUUACCCCUAAGACAUAGGAACUUUCUAGGCUGUGGAGUGCUUACUUAUGUAUUAUAAAUGUCCAUGCUACUUUCUGAUAAUGUUUGUCUCUCCAAUAGUAGACACAACUAGUGUUAAUAAUUCCUCAAAGUAAAUGGUACAAGAGUAGAAACAUUUAAAAUAUUUUUAAAAAUUGAACUUUAAGAUAAUGCAUCAUAUUUCUACAUUGAGUAUUUCAAAAUUUUUUUAUUUUUUAAUUGUUUUAGUUCUGCAUUUUAUUCCUAAUUUCUAUCUUUCCAUUGUUACUUUUUAUGCUACUUUUUGUGCUAUCUUCAUAGUCACAUAAUAAGUUAUUUUCUAAUUCUCAGCUCAAGGUCUUCAGGCCUUUCUUUGUAAGCCUUACAUAUCCCCGUUCUGUUACUCGUCAUGAGCAAUUUGUUGUUCAAGCCACAGUUUUCAAUUACCUACCAUCAGAUCUUGAGGUAAGAAUUCUGGUUUUAAAAUUUGUAUUUAUUAGAUCUAAGCGAUUUAAACACAAUUGCACUUGACAUUAACAUAAACAUUGAACUUAUAACACUGUAUCACCCAUAUCACUGACAUUUAGCUCUUUAAUUCUUUUCAAUAUCUCUGUGUUACAAAAUUAAUAAAAACACAAAAUUGAAUUUUUUAUUUAUUUUUUAUUUCACUUUUCUAUUGCUUCAAAGUUUAAAGAACCAGAGUGAAACAUUUUUUGACUAAACAGCACAGUGUGUCACACUAUUUUACCAGAUAUUCCCACUUAAAUCAUUACAGCUAGUAAUACAAUUAGAUACUUUUAUCACAACUUUUUGACAUCUCAAACCCUUUGACACAUGAGGGUGUUUAUAAAUGCCCCCAAAUAAGAUUGAUGAAUAUUUUUUUUUCUUUCUGUUCAUGUGACAAUGAAUUUUAUUUAAAUGUAUAGGCCUUCACAUAAAUACAUCAAUAAUAAUUAAAUUACUCUUCAAUAUAAUUUAUUAGUUGAAAAGAACCAAAUUCGAGAAAAUACAAGAGUAGUCAUGCAAAAUAGUACAAUUGUGACACUGUUGUAAACGUAAUGUGCCGCUAUUACAUGAAAAAAUGUUUACCACUUUCCAGGUGAAGGUCACAUUGAAAGGUCAAAUAGAGUUCAAGAGCAUCAUCAUUUAUGAAAAUGGUACAGAAAUUUUAGUCUCUGGAAACCAAGAAACUGCUGUUACAGUAAGUUAAGUCAAAAACUUAACCUUUUGUUGUCUUCAGGUUGAGAAUGUAUACAGUUUCUAAAAUAAGUAAAUGAAUUAAGCUGUGAUUCACUCUAAUUUAGAUACUGUUCACAAUCAUUAAGAGUAAAAAUCCAUUAAGUUUACAAUUUGAAAGGACAGUCAAUAUCCCAAAGAACAGAAAAAUAAUUACCUCUAUCCCAUUUAACUCACCAUAAGGAGCACUUUCCAAUAUAUGUACGACUCUGAAUGACUCACCAGUAGCAAAAUGCAGCCCUGCACUUGUCCAGAAAGCAGCUGUCAUUGAACAAUUGAAGGGUUUGCUAAAACACCAGUGAAGGUGUUUAUGGAUGGCUCGGCCAACCUGUGAUAAAGAAAUAUGUUGUAUGGUGCGCUUGUCCUACACUGUAUUGGAGGGCCACCAAACAAGGACAUUUCAGAGCCCAGUUGGACCACAGCAUCAAACUUUGAUGUGGGGAUUGAGGUAUCAGGUAACAGGAUACUGCAGAAGUGGGAACUUGUAGAAUUCGAUGUGGUCAUUUUCUCUUAUUCUAGAUCCCCUCUUGAUGAUACCUUGAAAUCUGGUGGAAACUGAGUCACCAACACCAGAGCCUGGUGACACAAAUAGGCCUAAGGAGAGAACACUGCCCUACUUUCUCUUACUUUCAACAAGCUAGGCAAAAAAACAGUGACCUGACCUGACAGCAUGACAGGAUGGCCCCAUUAACAGUAGCCACAUGUUGACAGAUGGAACAGGCUGCCAUAGUAUUAGCAAAAACAUCUUGCUCAGCCAAAACAAAUGUAGACCAUUCACAUUUAAGAAUACCUAAGGAUACAUUAGAGCACUUUGUAUAUUUAUAGGCCUACCUAAGGGCAAUACAUCCAGUGUUUGACUACUAGAUUUUUAUGAACCAGAAAAUUGGAAUAAUGAACUAAGGCAACUUUCACAGAGUAAAUAAAGAGGGAAUUUUUAAAAAAAUUACAAUGUUAUAAAACAGAAAAUUACAAGGUCAUAAAAAGAAAAUUAGAAGGUCAUAGAAAAGAAAAUUAGAAGGUCAUAGAAAAGAAAAUUACAAGAUCAUAGAAAAGAAAAUUACAAGAUCAUAGAAAAGAAAAUUACAAGAUCAUAGAAAAGAAAAGGUCAUUUGAUUUAGUGAAUGAGUUUUAACCUCAACUGAAAAAAAAAAUUAAUUCCCCACAGGUAAAAUCAGGUGAGCAAGGUGUUGCCUAUUUUCCAAUGUUAUCAACUGCAUUAGGUGUUGUAGACAUUGAAGUUUCUGCUCAAUCCACGGCGGCGGCAGAUGGCCUAAGCAGACAGAUAAUUGUGAAGGUAGGGCACAGUAGUGACAUAGCUUCUUGUUUUUGGAAAUUUUAAUUUUUCAAUGAAUCACAAUUGCAAACUGUAAGCACACCUGCUCUUUAUCAUAUUUAAUAAAGGUAAAAAAUAGAGAAGUUGAAAAAUAUGGAUGCCACAUAGUAGAACAAAUUGUAAAUUACCUGCUAAAGAUAUUGUUUACCUUGUUUAUUAUUUUUUUCAUUUGAAAAUAUGUAUUUUGUUUACUGUUUAUUGCAUUCAAAAUUAUUUAUUAAUCUAUUAAUCUACAGCCUGAAGGUGCCCCAGUCAGCUACAACUCCCCUGUGUUUGUCAACAUUGACAGCAAUUCUACCCAGAAAUUUGAAAAGAGUGUUACAUUCACCCUUCCCCCCUCUGUUGUAGUUGGCUCAGAAAGAACCAGAGUGAAAGCUACUGGUAAAUAUUUGUUGUAUUCUAUUAGGCAGUAUAUAAAUAUAAAUUUUUAAAAAGCAUAAAUGUUAGUAGAUGUAAUACAUUUUAUUAGAGCACACAUUUCUUGAGUAUUUCCUCAGAUUGCUUUCAUUGCUUUAAUUGAUAGAAAUAACUUACUUCUACAACUUAAGUGUUAAAGGAAAGAAACUGAGCUAAUUUUCUAAUGUUGUGAUGCAUUUAAAAAGAAAAGCCAAAGUUUGUGGAUGUUUUAAACAUGAAUUUAAUUAUUCUAACAUUGCAUGCCUUCUUCUUCUUUUUCUCUAUAUAUAUUAAGGGUCCACUAUCAAUGCAUUGAUCAUUCUGGCUCCUAUUUACCUUAUGUAAAAUAUGAUGCUCAUCACAUAUUUUUAAAGUUAAUUAAAAAUUUUUUUAAAUCUUGCCAGUUUGUAAUUAAAGCCGUUUUAAAAUGUUUAAACUCAUAACAUCAUAUGAUAUCCACAACAGGUGAUCUAAUUGGUUCAAGUUUGAGCAGCUUGACAUCACUCAUCACUUUUCCAACUGGUUGUGGUGAGCAGAGCCUUGCUAAGUUUGCCCCUGACCUUUACAUUGCCCAGUACCUCAAUGCCACAGGUCAACUGAGAGAUGCUAUGAAAAGAAACAUCAUUGAUGUAUUAGAAGCAGGUGAGAUCAAAUCCGUUAUAAAUAGUGCAUAAAAAGUAGAAUACCAAAACAAUAAAAGCUUAUAUCUUUAAGGUUUUCACUGUUAUUCUUAAAAAGGCUGUUUGACUUAGUAUAAUUAUGAAAGGUCUUUUUUGAAGCUUAAAUCAGAAUUUAAAUAUUCUUAUAAAUUAUUUAGCCUAAUGACAGGAGGUGGUAAAAACUCAUUCAUUGUUUUAAAACAAAUUCCUGCUCUUCACAUCAUCUAUGUUUAAACAAGCAAAUAACAUAAUUUGAAAAACUCUUUUUGGUUCUUAUUUAUCCCAUCUACCUGCUGAUCAGGUUACCAAAGACAACUCACUUACCGAAGAUUCGAUGGUGGAUUCAGCCCCUUUGGCAACUAUGAUGAAACUGGCAGCACUUGGUAAGUGGUUUCAAAUGGAAUUUAUACUAUUUCACAGAAUAUUUUUAAAUGUUAAGCAUCUCUUUCCUUUUUAUUUAGUGUUUGUAAAAAAUGUUAGCCUAAAAAUUGUACUAUAUCAAUUAAAUAAUUUCAGGCUGACAGCUUUGACAUUCAGAAUACUCUCUGAAGCCAGUGAAUUCAUCUAUGUUGAUCCCCUAAUACUUUCUACAUCUGUUAUGUGGAUCAUUGAUAGACAAAAUUUGGAGGGUUCUUUCAAUGAAUUUGGCAAAGUCUUGGACAAAAAUACACAGGUAGUCUAUAUAUCAACCUUGGAAACUUUGCUAGAUGUAACAUAAAAUUCUUUACUGAAUAUCAGCCAUUUCAAAUGCUUUUCACUUAAUAAUUUAAAAUAUGUUUCUUAGUAUCAUACACCUUUAAUUUUUAAAUUAUUUAAGUAAGAGGACAAAACAUUCUUUUUACAACAAGUAGUCUUUUAAAUAAACCAUUAUUAGUUCUACUCAGCAUACAUAUUUUAUCCUGCAGGGAACAGGCACAGGACCUGCCUUGACGGCCUUUGUUUUGUUGAGUCUGUUGGAUGCUGAGAACUAUGUGGAGAAGGAGGUGAUUAUCUUAUUUGUGUCCUAUUUCAAGUUUUUAACAUUUCUUGAUCAUUAAAAAAAUUAAAGAUGCUUCAAAACCCUUGUUUAGCAAAGUUUAAAAAAAUUAAUUAAUACCAAGUAUAACAUAAUAUUACAAUAUCUCUAACAUUUAAAUGGACCAUAUUUUAUUCUAAUUCUCUUGUUAUUGAAAACAUGUUUCAUUGCAUUACAAGGCAUGUCUGAAGGAGGGAGGUUUCAGAUGUAACUACUAUGAACGUUGGGGAAAUGCCACUGAAAAAGCAAGGACUAAUCUGGAAAAUUUGGUGGCCAGUAAUGCUAUUGGGGAUCAGUUUCCUCUGGCCUUAGUCAGCUAUGCACUAAGCAAGGCAAAAAGUCCUUCAGGUUACCAAAGACAACUCACUUACCGAAGAUUCGAUGGUGGAUUCAGCCCCUUUGGCAACUAUGAUGAAACUGGCAGCACUUGGUAAGUGGUUUCAAAUGGAAUUUAUACUAUUUCACAGAAUAUAGGAUAGGACUUUAUAUACACAAAUGAGGGCAUUAUGGUCAUAAUAGCAGUUGAUCUCAUGGACCCUGUUAAAAAUGUUGGGGUGAUAUAAUAGUAAAUGUUUGGUCUAAAUGGUUUUCAAGCAAUUUUAGAAAACUAACUUAUGAUCUGAGAUAACUCAGUUUAAGGGAUGAUAUGACAAUUAUUUUCAUGUUUUAUUUUGGUAAUCCAGAACUUUUGAUGUAUUUACAGUAAAGAUUAUGAGUAAUUGACAUGAUCUUGUAAUUCAAUUCCUUAUAAAUAAAGUAAAUACAAAAUGGCCUCCAUCAUCAAUUUAUGUAUAUUUUUUAUUUUUAUUUAACAUUGACAUUUUAAUUGUUUUAAAUGUUAAGCAUCUCUUUCCUUUUUAUUUAGUGUUUGUAAAAAAUGUUAGCCUAAAAAUUGUACUAUAUCAAUUAAAUAAUUUCAGGCUGACAGCUUUGACAUUCAGAAUACUCUCUGAAGCCUUUUAAAUGUUAAGCAUCUCUUUCCUUUUUAUUUAGUGUUUGUAAAAAAUGUUAGCCUAAAAAUUGUACUAUAUCAAUUAAAUAAUUUCAGGCUGACAGCUUUGACAUUCAGAAUACUCUCUGAAGCCUGUGAAUUCAUCUAUGUUGAUCCCCUAAUACUUUCUACAUCUGUUAUGUGGAUCAUUGAUAGACAAAAUUUGGAGGGUUCUUUCAAUGAAUUUGGCAAAGUCUUGGACAAAAAUACCCAGGUAGUCUAUACAUCAACCUUGGAAACUUUGCUAGAUGUAACAUAAAAUUCUUUAUUGAAUAUCAGCCAUUUCAAAUGCUUUUCACUUAAUAAUUUAAAAUAUGUUUCUUAGUAUCAUUCACCUUUAAUUUUUAAAUUAUUUUUUAAGUAAGAGGACAAAACAUUCUUUUUACCUCAAGUAGUCUUUUAAAUAAACCAUUAUUAGUUCUACUCAGCAUACACAUUUUAUCCUGCAGGGAACAGGCACAGGACCUGCCUUGACGGCCUUUGUUUUGUUGAGUCUGUUGGAUGCUGAGAACUUUGUGGAGAAGGAGGUGAUUAUCUUUUUUGUGUCCUAUUUCAAGUUUUUAACAUUUCUUGAUCAUUAAAAAAAUUAAAGAUGCUUCAAAACCCUUGUUUAUUAUGCAGUGCUUUAGCAAAGUUUAAAAAAAUUAAUAAAUUAAUACCAAGUAUAACAUUAUAUUACAAUAUCUCUAACAUUUAAAUGGACCAUAUUUUAUUCUAAUUCUCUUGUUAUUGAAAACAUGUUUCAUUGCAUUACAAGGCAUGUAUGAAGGAGGGAGGUUUCAGAUGCUACUACUUUGAACGUUGGGGAAAUGCCACUGAAAAAGCAAGGACUAAUCUGGAAAAUUUGGUGGCCAGUAAUGCUAUUGGGGAUCAGUUUCCUCUGGCCUUAGUCAGCUAUGCACUAAGCAAGGCAAAAAGUCCUGCAUCCAACACGGCUUUAGAGAAACUUCUUACAUUUUCCCAAAGUGGAGGUAGGAAGAAUAUUGUUGAAGGUUUAAGCCUAGUCCAUAAAAUUAAAACUAUGAUUUCUUUCAAUAAUAAGUUUAUAUCAAAGAAUGUGUAAUGAACUAUAAAAAAAAAAUAAAGUAAAUAUAUGUUAGGUAAAUGAAAUUAAAUGCACUUACAUUUCUAUAAUUACAAGAUCACAUAAGUAUUUAAGUACCAAACCUUCAUCGGAAUUAUUAUGAAAUGGAAUAUAAGUAAAAUUAAUAUCUUUCAUAGGCUUUUGUAGGCUAUAUUAAUUUUACUUUGUAUGCUUUUAUCAUUAUUAAACUGAACUGCAGUUUUUAAUGCUAUUUAUUAUCUAAAAGAAACUUUUAUAUCAAUAUAUAUGUAAUGAUUAAACUGCCCUUUUAUCCAUAGGUGGUCUUUUACACUGGGAGGCAAACAGCACAACUGUUGAACCUAUGCAAUCCCACUACUUUAAAUGGCGUCCACCCCGAAUCCAGGCUAGACCCAUUGACAUUUUGAUUACAUCAUAUGCUAUUUUAACAUAUACUGAAUUGGGUCGUAUUGACGAGGCCCUUCCAGCUGUCAGGUGGCUGACCACACAGAGAAAUGCUCAAGGUGGUUUCUCAUCUUCUCAGGUGAGCCUUGUGUAUAUAAAACUUAAUGAAGGAAUUUUUUAUAUCCCUAAGACAGUGCAUUAUGAAAUUAUUUUAAAAAAACACACACGCCUAUAAGCAAUCAAUAUUUUUAUUUAUCUAAAAAUGUCAGGUUGAUAUCAUUGUCACAGGUUUUUUUUUUGGUAUUCGCACCUAAAUAGGACACAGUUGUAGGACUUCAAGCUCUCUCAGCCUUUGCUGCCAAGUCAUUGCGACCUGAAACUGAUCUUAACAUUGUUGUAACUGCUCCGACCCCCUUGGCUACCUUUUCUGUAACAAGAGAAAAUGCUUUGUCUUUGCAAACAAAAGAGGUAUUUAUUUAAUAACAAUAAACGUUUUCCCCUUAUAAGAAAGUGUAUGUAUUAUAAAUUAGUAAAAUUUAUUUGAAAAAAAAACCCAUCGAUAUAAUGUAUGGCAAUCAUUAUGUUUUACCCUGAAUAAAAAUAUAAUUUAAAAAUGCAAAUAAAAAGAUACAAAGAAAGAGAAUUUUUAGCAUUUUUUACUUCUCUUCACUUGUACCAAAUAUUCUUUUUGAAACACUAACAUGUUUAAGUUAUCUGAGUAUUAAAUUAUCAGCUGCAUCUUGACCUAAUAACUGUAAAAUAAACUUUUGUGUAUUGUUUUAAACACAUACCAUUAUUAAAUUAUUUUUAGAAUAUUAGAUUGGAUAAAUUAUAUUAUUUGGAUAGCUGCAUUCUCUUAUUUAUAUGGAAAACUAACUAACAUACUUUGUCUGAUUUUCAUGGGUUUUGUUUUAUGACUUAAUAUCUUAGAAAUAGCUGUUAAUAAUUGUUAAAGCUGUCAAUGUUGAUCAUAAGCUGUGAUUUCAUAUUCAGCUUCCAAUACUCUGUUAAACUUAUCAAUUUUUUAUCAUAAGCUGUGAUGUCUUAUGUAUCUACCAAUGCCAUAUCUACAUUUAUUUAUUAAUUUUAAUAAAAAUGCCAGGCUUGUCGACAAUUAUUAUCAUUUAUGUUUCGAAGUGUCUACACGUCCGGCGCGCCGGACGUGUAGUGCGCAAGAUACACGUCCGGCGACUUGUCACGUGACCGCCGGACAUGGCCGGACGGCUAGUAGUUUUUAUAAUUCCAAACGAAGUACGCUUUAGUACAUCUUGUCUGGUCUUGUGGUAGAGUGGUUGCUUGACGAAAGGAAGGUUUGAGGAUCUAUACCGGGGAUAGGGUCGUUUUUUUUCUUCCCAUUUUAAUUAAAAUAUUUUGUAUAUAUUUAUAUUAUCAUGUUCCUCAGCAACAGUAGUUUCAUGAGAAGUUUUUAAAUAUUUUGUAGCAAUUGAAAUAAUUUAAAAUGAAAUCUUUAACUUUUAUUGGUUGCCACACUGGCCCCUAAUUUAUUUUAUGGAUUACUGGUACACAAAAAAUAACAAACUAAACAAAAAUGUUUACAAGCCACUUUCACUUAAGUUUCUUUUUCUAUUAUUUGCAUUCAAGAUACUCAGUACAUUACUUGGUAGAGAAAUAGAUUUUAAAAUUAACAAUAGUUUUGAAUUAUUCGCAGUCACGUGACAAGGCUGACCGACACGAUAUCUCUCGCCACUUUGUUACGGCGGUCAUGUGACUUGGUCGCCGGACACAUAGUGCGGGAGAUAGACGUCCGGCGCGCCGGACGUGUAGACACUGCCUUUAUGUUUUUCUUGCUUAUAACAGCUCUCUGGUGCCCCACAAGAGCUAUCAAUCAGUGCGUCAGGAACUGGAUUUGCUCUUGUUGAUGUAAGUCUCCAUAAUUUAAUAAACUUAGAUUGUGUUGUGAAUUAGCUAAAAAAAAACACUAUUCAAACUUUAUAACAUGAUGUAGCACAGUGGUUCUCAACCUAUGAAUCGCAAAGCCAUCAGGAGUUGUCUGCUUAUAUGACAGGAGUUGAUUGAAAACUUCAGAAAAUUGAUGUUUUAAUUUAAUGAUGUGCAUUUAUUUUCAUCAAUUUUACAACAAUUCGUUUUUAAAUUUAAAUAUUAUUUAUGUUGCAGUGAUCAGACUAAGUACAUAUUCAAUGUACCCAAUUUAAUAUACUAUUUUCUCUCCAACAAUAAAAAGUUUUUUCGUUAGUGAAUGUACCUAAUAGACCUUCAAUAUAAAAACUUUCAUCUUUGCUAAAAGUUUUUAAAAAAAAACAAUAAAAAAACAGAGUUCUUUAAAAGUUGUUUAUUGUUUAAGGUUAUUGUCGCAGGUUGAUUACAGUUUCAAUGUAGCAUCUGAAGUUACCACACCUUCCUUCGAUGUAAGCACAGUUCUGUUGGAUGAUGGCAUUAAUUCUUUCAAUUUGAUGAUUUGUACAAAGUAAGCAAACUAAAAAAUGUCCCGUCCCCCCCCCAUCUCACAAAUUUUAGCUACAAUAUAUUCUCCAAUAUAGUGCAUACCAGUGGAUAGGUCACAGCGUUAGUGUCAGGUUGCCAAAGCGGGUAUUUGCUACUGAUUCACAGAUAGGUUGCACCUUUCAUUUUGGGAGUUACAAGGCACUUUUUUAAACCUAAAUAUAAAUAAUGCUUAAUUUGUUUAACAGACAUCACACAAAUUUUUCAAUAACAACUUGAAAACUGAAAAGUAAUUGUGCUAAAAUACAUGAUGUUUAACAAAAACUCCCAAAGAACAUAUUGCCCUCUGCUCUUUUAUGGCGUAGGCAAGAGAGGAAACAUUUAUACAAAUUUUAAUAUAAAUGACUACACAUUCAAUGAUAACUGCAUGGAAAAUCAAAGUUGAGUUAAUAUGUUACAACCGUAAUUUUUAUAAAAAAAAUUUGAAAUAAAAAAGUGUGACCUAUACAUAUAGAGUAUUCACUUUUUCUAUUUAAUUUUUUUUAGUAUUGCCCAAAUGUUUUUGUCCUAUAUAGUAGCAUGCUGGAUCUUCUAAUUUUAUGAAUGACAUUGUUUCCUACUAUUUAUCAGACACCAGUAAGUUACUAUUGUCACCAAGAAAUUCUUUAACAAUCUUUACUAUUUGAAUAAAGUUUUAUUAUCAUAACAUGAAUGUUACACCGUAAGUAUAAUUUAAAUUGUAAGACCUUUAUUUAUUAAAAAGAAAUACUCAUUUUUGGUUAAUAUUGUAAGGAAACCUUGCUUGCUCUCUGCUAACCUUCAUCUAUAUCUGGCAUCACUAAGGAAACAACUCAGGCGAUAACAUUAAAAUUUGAUGAUUAAAAUCGUGUUCUUUAUUAGGCUGACGAUUCGCUUAUACUUUCUCUCAUCUCGCAACUCUGACUGCCCUCUUCCUCUACCGUCGGAGAUCUCUCUCACUGUCUGCUCUCUGUCUGGCCGCGCUCUUUCCUUACAAUCUAACCGUCCCCUCUUAUAGGUCCACCAGCCAACCGAGGCGUCUCUAGAGAUUACUCCCCCUACCUUCUUAAGUCUUGAUUUAUCUGCUACACGCCAAACACCUGGACUGAACUCUGCCGUGGAUUUUGCCCCUCAUCCCUGCCCGCUGCAUUCCUCGCCUUAAUUUAUUUGGUCAGUCUUCGACUUUGGGUUUACCCCGCACCGUUGACAUCCAUUGUAUUCCACGUCUUAAUUUAUCUGCUACGCGCCAAACACCUGGACUGAGACUGAACUCUCUACAAUAUCUUUUAGAGCUCAUCUUUAUUUUGAGGUUAAAAUAGAAUUAUUUGUCACUCUCAGAUGGUUGUUGAAAAAAGAAACAGGUAUGGUUGUACAGGAGAUCAGCAUUCCCUCUGGAUUCCAACCAGAUCUCUCUACACUUGGUAAUGUGGCUGGUUUGAAGAGGUCUGAGAGGAAGGGAGGAGUUGUAGCCAUAUAUUUUGAUAAGGUUUGUUUUUAUAUGGUUUUUUUCCAUAUAAUUUUUUACCAUUGAUGCUUAUGUUUUGUGAAGAUUAUAUCACCCAUAAUAUAUUUUGUUUGUAAGUAAUAUAAGCAACAAAAAAAAAAAACACAACCUUUACAUAAUUUAAAAAAAAACACAUUUUUUUAAAAAAAGAAUAAUUUUUUGUGUGGCUUAAAUUUAAAAAUAAAAGAAGUAAAUUCACAUUAUAAAUUUAAAAUUAGGGUCAAAAUCUAUUUCACAAAUGAUUUCCUCUAGAAAUCAGUCCAAUGAAAAAAAAUAAUUUAAAAUGUCUCUUUCAUUUGUUAAAACAAAUAGAUUGGCAGUUCAUCAUUAUGCUACAGUUUGAGAAUGGUUCGUGAAUCCAAAGUGGCCAAGUCACAAAGCUCUUAUGUCAAAACAUUUUCAUACUAUUCCCCAGGUAAAUCUUAACAUUGGGUCAUUAUAGCCUACAUAUCAGAGUUUUUUUUCAAAUAUGAUAACUUUCAUUAGAUUACAAUACAAAACUUUGCUAGUCUGUUUGCAUCACAGUUGUUCAGUGUUAUUUCAAUCAGUAAAUAACAGCCUGUUAAUCUCAAGUAGACAUUUUGCUGUUUGUAUUUACAAACUACUUUAUUAAAUGAAUCAAUAUGUUCUUAGUCUUGAGAAGAAAGACAGGAUUUAUAAUAUAGAAGGUUUUUGGCUAGAUGCCUUUUUCAAAAGACAAUACAAAACAAGAAACAAUAUACUUUAAGUUAAAAUAGAAAUAAAACUUAUGUUUUUGAAAAUCUCAAUAAUGUCAAUGUAGCUCAAUGUUUAGAACAGGAAGCGAAACUUUGAGCUAUAUUGAAAUUGCUGAGAUAAUCUAUUAAGUCAUUUCAUUUUGCUCAAUUCACAUUUGUAGCAAAGAAAUAGUUAUAAAUGUUAGAUGUUAAUAUUUAAAGAAUUACUUUUGAUCACUUAAAUUUUCUUCUACAUCAAUUUUUGAUCCAAAUUAUUAAUCUAGGAAACUGUUAAAGGAAUUUUAAGUUAAGUCAAAAGCUUAUAUUUAGUGAUGGAAUGAUUUAAACUAUUUUCUGCAGCAUAAUUAUAUGUCUACUAUUCUUUUAAAAUAGAUGACCAGAGCACUGUCUUCUACCUACCAAAAGCACUACGAGAUUCAAACAUCUGUGAUGUAUGCGUUGGGUGUUGCCCAUGGCUUCUGCAAUGAUAUAUUUAUUGCUCCAGGAAUCAAACAAUUCUAAUUAAACAAUGUCAUUCUAUUUGGAGACUUUGAAAAAAAAAAGAUUCUUUAAUUAAACAAACUGAUCUUUUGAUUCGUUA
Messenger RNA from Lymnaea stagnalis (great pond snail), 30996 nucleotides. The record is from the annotation of a GenBank genome assembly. NCBI's taxonomy places the organism in Eukaryota, Metazoa, Mollusca, Gastropoda, Lymnaeidae.